UCCAGACUCAGCGCGCAACCCAUCAACCUGAUCUGAAGAUCGAAAAUAGGAGGGCUUAUAGUAAUCAGCCCUUCAGACUCCCAUGACAAGGAAAAGUGUGGCGACGUCGUGGGAGCGCUCGGCAGACACAGCAGGACGCGCAGUGGCACUGCGCUCACAGCACAUAACCAAGCACACAACGCACCGAGAGGCGGAGAGCGGCGGGCACGGCAGCAGUAUCCCGUGACCGAUGUAUUUUUUAGCUAAAUUCAGGCGCUCUGGAGACUGACAACAACGAGACAAAGAAAGAAACGGGACAGGGAAUAAAGCGCUUUUUCGGAGGGAUUUCAGUGCCGUUGUGCCCUCGUCUUCUCCGGAUGAUCAGAAAUGGGGGAAUGGACUAUACUAGAGAGGCUCCUGGAGGCUGCUGUCCAGCAGCACUCUACUAUGAUAGGAAGGAUCCUACUAACAGUGGUGGUCAUCUUCCGGAUUCUUAUCGUAGCAAUAGUUGGAGAGACUGUCUAUGAUGACGAGCAAACCAUGUUUGUUUGUAACACCUUACAACCGGGCUGCAACCAGGCAUGCUACGACAAGGCAUUUCCCAUUUCACACAUUAGAUAUUGGGUUUUUCAAAUCAUCAUGGUAUGCACUCCGAGCCUUUGUUUUAUCACAUACUCGGUGCAUCAGUCAGCCAAGCAAAAGGAGCGACGGUACUCAACAGUCUAUUUAACACUGGAUAAGGAUCAAGAUUCAAUGAAACGAGACGAGAGCAAAAAGAUUAAAAACACCAUUGUUAAUGGAGUACUUCAGAACACAGAAAACUCCACCAAAGAAGCCGAGCCGGACUGUUUGGAAGUCAAAGAGAUCCCUAAUUCGGCCAUGAGAACUACUAAGUCCAAAAUGAGGCGACAAGAGGGCAUCUCCAGAUUUUACAUCAUUCAAGUGGUUUUCAGAAACGCGCUGGAAAUAGGUUUUUUGGUGGGUCAAUAUUUCUUGUAUGGAUUCAACGUCCCGUCAGUGUACGAAUGUGAUCGAUACCCCUGCAUAAAAGAUGUCGAAUGCUAUGUGUCCAGACCCACGGAGAAGACUGUGUUCCUGGUUUUCAUGUUUGCGGUCAGUGGGUUUUGUGUAGUGUUGAACCUGGCAGAACUCAAUCAUUUGGGCUGGAGAAAAAUCAAAACGGCCGUGCGAGGUGUGCAGGCUCGGCGGAAGUCCAUUUAUGAAAUCAGAAAUAAGGACUUGCCAAGAAUGAGUGUGCCUAAUUUUGGCCGCACUCAGUCCAGUGACUCUGCUUAUGUGUAACACAUGGGGGGGAGUCAGAGAUGAAAAGAUUGAAAAACCAUGAUGGACAUGAGGGACAGCUCCGCACGCCUAAUUCGUGUUAUGACUUAAGAGUGGGCAGAUUUUGUUGAUUUGUUUGUCUUUUAAGGACUUCAUGGCAAGCGUGGAUUACACGUUUGUUUACUUAUUUAUUAUUGCACUGAUGCAACUUUUUAGUAACGUUUAUACUCUGUAAGAUGCUAAAUGGAGACCAUGUUAACGUGUUCACAUAUUUACUCUUUGUGGGCUGUUCUGCUGUACUUGAAAAGAGUAAAUGCAAAUUGCACUAAGAGGUGAACACUUGAGAGCCAAACCUUACCCAAUAUGUGCUACUGACGGUGUUUUUAAAACAUUUUUUCCCCACCAAUUUUUGACACCAACGUUUAAGUGACACCAUAAUACAAUGGUUGAGGGAAAAAUCCAUUCAGAUUUAUAUAUGCAUAGAUAUAUAAAUCAGUUAUGAUUAUGAAUCAACCUAGUUGAAAUACAUCAGCGCCAUUCAUGUUUUUGUUGCCUGUGUUGCACCACUGACCUUAACAUAUGUAACCAUUCCAUUGCUUUAUAGCUGACUUGCAAAACAGUAUCUGGUGGAUUUGCUGCAAACGCUAACGUCUGUGACUUCCUUAAUUUAUAACACACCAAAGCGCCCACUGCUUUCAUUUGUGAAGUGUUUUCUUGCUUUUGUGUAAUCAAGUGCCAUACUUGUAUAUAAACAUAAUAUAUAUGUAUACAUAUAAAUAUAUAAAUAUAUAAUAUUCAUCAUGAAAGCUAAUUCCCUGCUUGGAUUAUGCUAAAUGCCGCCCAGUUUUUAUUUGCUUCAAAUGUAUUUGUUGUGAUUUAAAUGAAAAAGGAUAUACAGUUUUCUCCAUUUUAUUUUGCAAAUGACUGGAAAAGAAAUUAAGUGCUAGUCUUUUUUUAUAAACUGGAAGGAAAUGUCUCUCCCCAAUCAAAGCUGAUCAAAACUAAAAAAAAUAAAAAAAUAAAAAAAUAGCACAAAUUGACAUUUUUAUCAAAGAAUGGGCAAUAGAAAUCUGCUCUGGUGCUACAGUUUUUCAUAGAAUGGUUUUAAAUGUAACCAAAACAGACCAGAAAAAACAAACAUCAUUUUUCUGUCUAAAAUAAAAGUGGGAUUCAUGUACACCA
Molecule: messenger RNA, 2442 nt
Organism: Myripristis murdjan (pinecone soldierfish)
Lineage: Eukaryota; Metazoa; Chordata; Actinopteri; Holocentriformes; Holocentridae
Product: gap junction delta-2 protein
Exons: 2
Coding region: 367-1281 (304 amino acids)
Biological process (GO): cell-cell signaling
Cellular component (GO): connexin complex
Molecular function (GO): gap junction channel activity
Source: RefSeq, a predicted model, not a curated record